Molecule: messenger RNA, 3984 nt
Organism: Acanthopagrus latus (yellowfin seabream)
Lineage: Eukaryota; Metazoa; Chordata; Actinopteri; Spariformes; Sparidae
Gene: uso1
Product: USO1 vesicle transport factor
Exons: 27
Coding region: 200-3127 (975 amino acids)
Biological process (GO): transcytosis; intracellular protein transport; vesicle fusion with Golgi apparatus
Cellular component (GO): ER to Golgi transport vesicle membrane; Golgi stack; endoplasmic reticulum
Molecular function (GO): protein binding
Source: RefSeq, a predicted model, not a curated record
GCGCAUGCGCGGUGCCAUCACAUUUGUGUUCCGGGGUCGGUUGGCCAGUAUACACAGUGUAAAAUAAAUCAUCAUUGUGUAUCCUUUUUCUUUUUCAACUCACUUAGUUAUUGCACGGACCACUAAGAGGGGAGUUUGAGGGGUUUUUUUUCAGAGGGAGAGACGCUUUGAAUACGGGACCGAGAGGACGUCUGUAAAGAUGAACUUCUUCAGAGGAGUGAUGGGUGGGCAGGCAGCCGGGCCGCAGCCGUCAGGAGCGGAGACGAUCCAGAAGUUGUGUGACCGUGUUGCCUCCUCGACGCUCCUAGAAGACCGCAGAGAUGCUGUCCGUGCACUUAAGUCGCUCUCUAAGAAAUACCGCAUGGAAGUUGGCACACAGGCGAUGGAUCACUUGAUUAACAUACUGCAAACUGACAGGUCUGACUCGGAAAUCCUCGGCUAUGCUUUGGACACACUGUACAACAUCAUCUGUAAUGAUGAGGAGGAAGAGCAAGAUGAAUCAGAAGAUGCAGUAACCCCUAUCUCUGUCUCAGGGAAGCAUAAGAAUGUUUCCAUGCCUGAUGAGAACGCCCAGAAGCAGGCAGAUGACCUGGGAGUCCAGUUCACAGACAAGUUCAUUCAGGACCCUGAGCAUGUGACUCUGCUGCUCACUCUGUUGGAGGAGUUUGACUUCCAUGUACGUUGGCCUGGAGUGAAGCUGUUGACUGCAAUCCUGAAGAACCAGGGUGUCCAAGUCCAGGGGAUCAUUCUGGUCAGCCCCAUGGGUGUUUCCAGAUUGAUGGAUCUUUUGGCAGACUCUAGAGAAGUCAUUCGCAAUGAUGGCUUACUGUUGCUCCAACAGCUGACCAAAAGCAACGCUGCCAUUCAGAAAAUUGUGGCGUUUGAAAACGCAUUUGAGCGCCUUCUUGAUAUCAUCACAGAAGAGGGCAGCAGUGAUGGAGGUAUUGUGGUGGAGGACUGUUUGCUGCUGCUGCUUAACCUGCUGAAGAACAACAGCUCCAAUCAGAACUUCUUCAAGGAGGGCUCCUACAUCCAGAGAAUGAAGCCCUGGUUUGAGGUUGGAGAUGAUAACUCCGGCUGGUCUGCACAGAAGGUCACCAACCUCCACCUCAUGCUGCAGUUGGUCCGAGUCAUGGUGUCUCCAGUGAACUCACCUGGAGCCACAGCCAGCUGUCAGAAGUCCAUGUACCAGUGUGGUCUGCUGCAGCAGCUGUGUACCAUCCUCAUGGCCACUGGUGUGCCUGCUGACAUCCUCACUGAGACCAUCAACACUGUAUCAGAGGUCAUCAGAGGCUCACAGGUCAACCAGGACUACUUUGCCUCUGUCAACGCUCCUUCAAACCCACCGAGACCAGCCAUCGUGGUGCUGCUCAUGUCCAUGGUUAAUGAGAGACAACCGUUUGUGCUCCGCUGUGCAGUCCUCUACUGUUUCCAGUGUUUCCUAUACAAAAAUCAGAAAGGCCAGGGAGAGAUUGUCGCAACGCUGCUGCCCUCCACCAUCGAUGCAAAUUCCAUUUCAGCGGGCCAGCUGCUGUGUGGGGGCCUCUUCUCAGCAGACUCUCUGUCCAACUGGUGUGCCGCUGUGGCCCUGGCUCAUGCCCUGCAGGACAACCUCACCCAGAAGGAGCAGCUGCUGAGGGUUCAACUGGCCACCAGCUUGGGGAAGCCCCCUGUGUCCCUGCUGCAGCAGUGCACCAACAUCCUCUCCCAGGGAGAUAAGAUCGUCCGGCGGGGCAGUAAAGUGCAGACCAGGGUAGGCCUCCUCAUGCUGCUGUGCACGUGGAUCAGCAACUGUCCGAUAGCUGUCACACACUUUCUACACAAUCAGGAAAAUGUUCCUUUCCUGACAGCUCAGAUCUCAGAGAACUUGGGAGAGGAUGAGCGGCUGGUGCAGGGCCUGUGUGCGCUGCUUCUCGGCAUCUGCAUCUAUUACAAUGACAACUCGCUGGAAAACUACACCAAAGAGAAGCUCAAGCAGCUCAUUGAGAAGCGGAUCGGAAAGGAGAAUUUUGUAGAGAAACUGGGCUUCAUCACUAAACAUGAGCUGUACUCGAGGGCGGCUCAGAAGCCACAGCCCGUCUUCCCGUCUCCUGAGCAGAUGCUGUUUGACCACGAGUUCACCAAACUGGUCAAAGAACUGGAGGGUAUGAUCACCAAAGCAGUUCACAAAUCCAGUGAGGAGGAGAAGAAGGAAGAGGAAGUGAAGAAGACUUUAGAGCAACAUGACAACAUUGUAACUCAGUAUAAAGAGCUGAUCAGAGAACAGGAUGCUCAGAUCCAGGAGCUAAAAGAGCAAGUAUCUUCCAUGGCAUCUCAAGCCGAACAGAUGCAGACUACGAUCACCCAGCAGGUGUCCCAGAUCCAGCAGCACAAAGAUCAGUACAACAUCCUCAAGCUAAAACUAGGUAAGGACAACCAGAGUCAGGGAGACGGCUCCCACAUGAACGGUCUGCAGACGGAGGAGCUCACACAGCUCAGAGAGGAGAUGGAGGAGCUCCGCAAGGAGCACACACUCCUUCAGUCACAGCUCAGUGACAAAGACGCGCUCAUCAACACACUGAGGUCGGAGAUGUCACAGACGGCAGAGGGUUCAGCAGCAGGAUCAGACAACACAGAACUGCUUAAGGAGCUGGAGGCUCUGAGGAGUCAGGUCCAGUCACAGUCUGCAGAAAUCAACCAGAUGAAGACAGAGAGACAAGAGCUGCUGAGAAGAGCUGAAGCUGGGUCCUCGGACGCAGCUCCCAGUAAUGACGGCUCAUUAGACGCUGCCAAGAUGGCAGAACUAGAGAGCAGACUUGCAGCGCUGACGACUGACACAGAGAGACUCAAGGGCGAGGCAAAGAGCUCGUCAGAGAGCCGGGCGGAGCUGGAGCAGCAGCUGGCUUCAGUCAGCAGCACGGUGGCCAUCCUGCAGACAGAGAAAGCGAAGCUGCAAACGGAGGUGCAGGAGUCCAAGAAAGAACAGGAUGACCUGCUGAUGCUGCUGGCAGACCAGGACCAGAAGAUCCACAGCCUCAAACAGAGACUCAAAGACCUCGGAGAGACGGUGGACGAUGAAGACGACCUCGACGCCAGGGACCAGACGGACGACGACGAGGAGGAGGAGGAAGACGAUGAUGAGGACUAGAAGAAAUAAAAACACUGAAAGGAUAAAAGAGAGGGGUGGGGAAUUUACAAAAGAAAAGACUUUUCAGAAAAAAACACAUGUGAGAAACUGAAGCAUAGGACUAAUAUAUUGAUGCAGUUUCUCUCCAGCUGCCAUGCUGUCUUCACUUUUCUUUACCCCCUCUGUCACAUCACAUGUUAGUUAUUUGGACAUUUACGUGUUCAAGGUGUGGUUCAUCGGUUUUCAGUGACAGCUACAAAGACGUCAGUGCGUUCAUCUCCGCCGCGUUCACCACCAGUCUGCGAUGACUUUUUUUUACCAGUCUUGUGUUUAUUGUAACGUAUCGUCACGUAGUGUUCAUUUUGACACACAAGUCAUCUGGGAAAUCUUAGAGGGGAGGAUUUAAAAUGUAGCAAAAAAAUGCGACUAAACAGAAUUGAUAUUACUCUCAUUUUUUUUAUCAUAAACAUGCUGGUGAGCUCUUCAGGCUUUUCUCCCCUCCAUCCUACUCCCACCAGAUGCACCCACAACAUUAGCACCGCCUGCAACAUGUCACUGUGCCUGCGUGCCCCGAGUUCACCGUCACACCCCGAUCAGUUCAGUUCAGUGUAUGUUCAGUAUUCAAAAACACUCAGAGUUGUUUUCAUUUCACUUUGACAACUAACCGCUCUACAAUAUGCUGCAAAAACACUGACAGAAAAGAUGUAGAGACAAAAAAGAUAUUUUUGCAACUUUUUGUCCAGUUCUGGCAUCAAGCUUCUGUAUGAUAUUGUGUAACUUAUCAAUUUAUGAGCCACAUUGAAAUGAAUAAAGAAUCUAUCAGUCUGUAUGCCUGUAUGGAGGGAUAAUUGUAGAUAAAUUAAAUUUUACUAAAUCCA